UACAUACAUCCCAGGCCGUGGGUACAAGUCGCUGCCCGACUCCACAAUGUCCUCUUCGGGGCCGCAUCGAGUAGCUCGCCCAGCAGCUCGCUACAGGCCGGGUAAGGCGCCCGUCCAAGGCGAGAGGUACGACUCUGAUGAGUCUGGCGAAGAGGCCGAUGAGCAAAAUGGACCACGCUCGAGGCAGGCACAAGGCAAUGAUGUCAAGCACGAGGAGAUUACCGACUUCAAGAGCUUCAACAAUCGACCUGCCAGCCAGAGAAGAACAGCAGGAGUCGUCAUCAACGUGGGCAGCGGCAGCGGCAGCGGAAGUGGCACUUCUCGCCCCGUCACCACAUCUCUCAAGCCCAAGCCUGAAGAGCCUGAAUUCGAUUCCGACGAGUACGAGACAGACACAGACUCGGACGGCGAGGCGGCAGAUGCAAAGCCACCAGCUGCCGCCUCAGCCCCCGAUGUGAAAGCUGCGGAGAGCGAGAGCGAGUACGAGACGGAUAGCGAAGAGGAAGAGAGCAGCGAGGAAGAGGAGGAGGUGAAGCCGAUGUUCAAACCGAUGUUUGUGCCCAAAUCACAACGUCAAGGGACGGCCUCUGUUCAGCCUACAAGCGGCCCAGCGGCCCCAUCCGCCCCAGCCGCACCCUCUUCGACAGCCGAAGACCUCCAGGCCAAAGCUGAAGCGGAAGCAGCUCAGCGCCGUCUAGAAUCGCAGCGUCUAGCAGGCGAGCGCAUCAAGCUGGAGCUUCUGGAGAAACAAGCCGCCGAGUCCAAGCCCGACCUAGACGAUACAGACGACUUGGAUCCUGCAGCAGAAUUUGCUGCCUGGCGCCUGCGCGAGCUGCAGCGUAUCAAGCGGCAGUGGGAGCAGGAGAUUCAGCGAGAGGAGGAAGAGGAAGAGCGUACCCGUCGCGAGAAUAUGACGGAGGAUGAGAAGCUCAGGAUGGAUACGGCUCGGGCUGAGGAGACUUGCAAGCGCAAGGACGAGGAGAGGGGGAAGAUGGGUUUCAUGCAAAAGUACUACCACAAGGGCGCCUUUUUCCAAGAUCUGGACAUACUCAAGAAGCGGGACUAUUCUACGGAGAAGACUGAGGGACAAGUGGAUAUCAGUCAACUACCCAAGGUGAUGCAAGUGAGGGAUUAUGGAAAGAGGGGAAGGAGCAAAUACACCCAUUUGGCCGACGAGGAUACGACGCGCAAGGCGGAUCCUCGACCCACCAACGGCUUGGGCAGUGCCUCUGCAGGUCCCUCAUCGUCUGCUUCUUCCUCUGGAUGCUUCCAUUGCGGAUCCCCAGACCACCGCAAGAAGGACUGUCCGGUUCUUACAGCCGAAAAGGAGAAGGAGAGGGAGGAGCGCAGGGCGCAGUACCAGCAGGAAAGGAGGGGAGGACGAGUCGAGGGCGGUGGUGGCGGCAGUAGUGGUGGUGGUCCUUCAGCAAGAGAUGCAGGCUGGGGAACUGCUCCUAGAAGACCAGCACAAGAUCCCCGAGCUCGAUCGCCUCCUCCGAGGGACGGGCGCAGCUAUGAACGCUACGAAGGCUCCAGAGAGUAUGGUUACGAUCGAUCAUCCGGUCGCGAUCGUGAUCGUCAUCGAGACCGGGAUCGGGAUCGAGAUCGGGACCGAGUACGGGACAGCGAGCGGGAGCGGGAGCGGGAUCGAACUCGAGCAAGGGACGGGGAGAGGGACAGGUAUGUCGACCGCCCUGACCAGGGGCCAAGACGAGAGGCCGCGGCCGGUGCCGGUGGCAGAGGUGGCAGAGGUGGCGAUGGCGAUGGUGGUGGUGGUGGCGGCGGCGGUGGCGGUGGCAGAGGUGGUGGUGGUGGUGGUGGUGGUGAAGAGACAAAGGAUCGUUGGGCUAUGCGUAAAGAGCGUGAGGCAGCACAACGAGCAGCAGCAGCUACAGCAGCUACAGGAGCGGCUGCGAGUGAUGGACGAUAG
Microstroma glucosiphilum is the source of this 1930-nucleotide messenger RNA. RefSeq lists its product as hypothetical. Lineage: Eukaryota; Fungi; Basidiomycota; Exobasidiomycetes; Microstromatales; Microstromataceae. Gene Ontology annotation, molecular function: zinc ion binding; RNA binding. The record is from RefSeq and is a predicted model, not a curated record. Gene Ontology annotation, cellular component: U2-type spliceosomal complex. The coding region runs from base 47 to 1930 and encodes 627 amino acids. Gene Ontology annotation, biological process: mRNA splicing, via spliceosome. The transcript has 2 exons.